Molecule: messenger RNA, 1347 nt
Organism: Arabis nemorensis
Lineage: Eukaryota; Viridiplantae; Streptophyta; Magnoliopsida; Brassicales; Brassicaceae
Source: the annotation of a GenBank genome assembly
AUGAUUUCAGAAAACAUAUAUGGAAAGUUUUCCUUAUACGUAGGAGAUUUGGAUUCAAGUGUAGAAGAUAGUGAUUUAUACAACAAAUUCAGUGAGAUUGGUGAGGUUUCCUCCGUUAAAAUUUGUCGCGAUCUAAGGAGUGGAUCGUCUCUUGGUUAUGCAUAUGUCAAUUUCAACCAUAAAUCUCAUGCGGAAAAAGAACUGAAUUUCAAAGAGUUGAAGGGAAAACAGAUGAGGAUAAUGUUCUCGAAACGUGAUCCAAGCAUGAGGAAUAGUGGUAAAGGUAACGUGUUUGUCAAGAAUCUGGACAAGUCUUUCGACAACAAGCAACUCUACCACUUAUUUUCUUCAUUCGGACUAAUUCUCUCUUGCAAAGUGGCCCGUGACGCUUAUGGUGUUUCCAUGGGAUACGGUUUUGUCCAAUUCUACUCGGAAACUUCAGUUUUAGACGCCAUUAUUGUUCUCGAUGGGGCCUUUGUCUGCAACCAAUAUCUUCAGGUCUGUCAUUUCGUCAAUCGUCGUCAAUGGGACGAGUCUCCUGUUUUUACAAACGUUUAUGUCAAAAACUUGGUGGAGACUGCAACAGAUGAUGAUUUGAAGAAGAUUUUUGAGGUGUUUGGGGAGAUUACUAGUGCGGUGGUUGAAUCAGCGGCUACUGCGGUAGAGAAGAUGAAUGGAAUAAUAGUCGAGGAAAAGGAGUUGUAUGUUGGGAGGGCUCAUAAGAAGAAGAAUAGGCUCGAGGAUUUGAGAAACCAAAUCAAGCUAGAGAAGAAGAAUAGUAGAAUUGAGGGUUUGAAUCUUUAUGUGAAGAAUCUUCUUGAUGAUUCUGUUACUGAGGAAAUGCUUCGAGAGUUAUUCUCUGAGUUUGGAACCAUCACUUCUUGCAAGGUGUUGGGUUUGUUAAGUUCUCUACUAGUGAGGAAGCCUGCUGAAGCUUUGAAUGAGAUGAAUGGGAAAACGGUGGGAAAAAAACCGAUCUAUGUUUCUUUGGCCCAGCGUAAAGAAGAACAAAGUAAUGUGAAUUCGCAGAAUGUUGUUUCGUCAACUCGACAACAAAGUCCUUACCAGCAUCCUAUCUUCAGUCAAGCGGGAGGUCCCGCGACAAUGUUACCUCCACGACCUCCAUUCAGAGGUUACAAUUUUCAACCACUCCAACCGCAUCUUAUGUUUGGAUCAAGACCUGUAAUGCCUGUCCCUAAUUUCAUGGUGCCACCACCACUUCCUUUUCAAAGACCAGCACUAUAUCCACCUGCUCCUCCGUUCAGCUUCCACCACGGUGUCCAACCUAUGAAGUCACUGCCACUUCCACAACCGCAGCUAUGGAACCCAUAUGGUAGAAUGCAGUAG